Messenger RNA from Drosophila serrata, 1153 nucleotides. RefSeq names its product transcription factor IIB (gene TfIIB). Gene Ontology annotation, biological process: transcription initiation at RNA polymerase II promoter; transcription preinitiation complex assembly. Gene Ontology annotation, molecular function: TBP-class protein binding; RNA polymerase II general transcription initiation factor activity. Lineage: Eukaryota; Metazoa; Arthropoda; Insecta; Diptera; Drosophilidae. Gene Ontology annotation, cellular component: nucleus; transcription preinitiation complex. The record is from RefSeq and is a predicted model, not a curated record.
UGUUAUUGAGCCAAGUGUCACCACUAGUUGAAGUGAGCAUAAAAAAAUAGACAGCUAAAUAAAACAAAUGGCUUCAACAUCGAGACUCGACAACAACAAGGUGUGCUGCUACGCACACCCCGAAUCUCCUCUCAUCGAGGACUACAGGGCAGGAGACAUGAUUUGCUCGGAGUGUGGUCUCGUCGUUGGCGACCGCGUAAUUGAUGUCGGAUCAGAAUGGCGAACCUUCAGCAAUGAGAAGAGUGGCGUCGAUCCCAGUCGUGUCGGUGGCCCAGAGAAUCCUUUGCUGAGCGGUGGCGAUCUGUCCACCAUCAUUGGCCCGGGCACAGGCUCAGCCUCCUUUGAUGCCUUUGGUGCACCCAAAUAUCAAAACAGACGUACAAUGAGCAGCUCAGAUCGCUCGCUGAUAUCAGCAUUUAAGGAGAUUUCCUCGAUGGCCGAUCGCAUUAAUUUGCCAAAAACAAUUGUCGAUCGCGCCAAUAACUUGUUCAAACAGGUUCAUGAUGGCAAGAACCUGAAGGGCCGAUCCAACGAUGCCAAAGCAUCUGCUUGUCUGUAUAUAGCUUGCCGCCAGGAAGGAGUACCUCGUACCUUUAAGGAAAUCUGUGCUGUUAGCAAGAUCAGCAAAAAAGAGAUUGGCAGAUGCUUCAAAUUGACGCUGAAGGCCCUGGAAACCAGUGUGGAUUUGAUUACAACAGCUGACUUUAUGUGUCGCUUUUGCGCCAAUUUGGACCUUCCGAACAUGGUUCAACGCGCUGCCACGCACAUCGCCAAAAAAGCAGUCGAAAUGGAUAUUGUUCCGGGCCGUUCGCCCAUAUCCGUGGCCGCAGCUGCCAUUUAUAUGGCCUCACAGGCAUCGGAGCAUAAGAGAAGUCAGAAGGAGAUCGGUGAUAUAGCCGGCGUGGCUGAUGUCACCAUCAGACAGUCCUACAAACUAAUGUAUCCCCAUGCCGCCAAGCUAUUCCCCGAAGACUUCAAGUUCACUACACCAAUUGAUCAACUGCCGCAAAUGUGAACAUUUUUUUCCCGUUCCCGAUGCUCAUUACUAACGCUAACGUUAAGGGGGUAACAAGAAGAACCGUUCUUAAUUUAAUCACAAAAAAUUUACGAUUUUAUUAAAUAAAAAGUUAGCAUAACGAUAAAUAAUCAGAGA